Megalops cyprinoides (Indo-Pacific tarpon) is the source of this 2402-nucleotide messenger RNA. RefSeq names its product cryptochrome circadian regulator 4 (gene cry4). Lineage: Eukaryota; Metazoa; Chordata; Actinopteri; Elopiformes; Megalopidae. The coding region runs from base 7 to 1698 and encodes 563 amino acids. Gene Ontology annotation, cellular component: cytoplasm; nucleus. Gene Ontology annotation, molecular function: DNA binding; FAD binding. The transcript is spliced from 10 exons. Gene Ontology annotation, biological process: entrainment of circadian clock by photoperiod; circadian regulation of gene expression. The record is from RefSeq and is a predicted model, not a curated record.
GGCGCCAUGACUCACCGCACCAUCCACCUGUUCCGCAAGGGGCUCCGCCUCCACGACAACCCCACGCUGGUGGCGGCGCUGGAGUCGUCGGAGGCGCUGUACCCGGUGUACGUGCUGGACCGCGCCUUCCUGGAGGGGGCGAUGCGCAUGGGCGCUCUGCGCUGGCGCUUCCUCCUGCAGAGCCUGCGGGACCUGCAGCGGGGCCUGGCCGCCCUGGGCUCCCGCCUCUACGUGCUGCAGGGCCGCCACGAGGCCGUGCUGCGCGAGCUCGUCCGCCGCUGGGGCGUCACCCAGCUCACCUUCGACGCCGAGGUGGAGCCCUUCUACGCCCGGCUGGACGACAGCCUGCGCGCCCUGGCCCAGGAGCUGGGGCUGAGCGUGCAGUCCUGCGUGGCGCACACCCUCUACGACGUCAAGAGGAUUAUCAAAGCCAACGGCGGGAAGCCCCCGCUGACCUACAAGAAGUUCCUCCAAGUGCUGUCUGUGCUGGGAGAGCCUGACAAGCCAGCCCGGGAGAUCACGCGCCAGGACUUUGAGAAGUGCAAAACUCCCACAGAAGAAGGGAGUGAGAAUGAGUACCAGGUGCCGACCCUGGAGGAUCUUGGGAUAGAGGUGGAUGUUGAGGUCUUGUGGCCUGGCGGGGAAACUCAGGGGCUGAAGAGGCUGGAGAAGCACCUGGAGAGCCAGGGCUGGGUUGUCAACUUCUCCAAGCCUCGUACCAUCCCCAACUCCCUGUUACCGAGCACAACCGGCCUCAGCCCCUACUUCAGCCUGGGCUGCCUGUCUGUCCGUUCCUUCUACUACAGGCUGUCUAACAUCUAUGCACAGUCCAAGAACCACUCCCUGCCCCCAGUAUCCCUCCAGGGACAGGUGUUGUGGAGGGAGUUCUUCUACACCGUUGCUUCCGCCACCCCCAACUUCACCAAGAUGGCCGGCAACCCCAUCUGUCUGCAGAUCAACUGGUAUGAGAACCAGGAGGCGCUGGACAAGUGGAGGACGGCGCAGACGGGCUUCCCCUGGAUCGACGCCAUCAUGACCCAGCUGCGGCAGGAGGGCUGGAUCCACCACCUGGCCCGGCACGCCGUGGCCUGCUUCCUGACCCGAGGAGACCUGUGGAUCAGCUGGGAGGAGGGCAUGAAGGUAUUCGAGGAGUACCUCCUGGACGCAGACUACAGUGUGAACGCUGGGAACUGGAUGUGGCUGUCGGCCAGCGCCUUCUUCCACCAGUAUACCCGCAUCUUCUGCCCCGUGCGCUUCGGCCGGCGCACCGACCCCGACGGACAGUACCUCAGGAAAUAUUUGCCGGCGCUCAAGAACUUUCCCUCCAAGUACAUCUACGAGCCCUGGACCGCUCCCCCAGAGGUGCAGGAGGAGGCCGGAUGCAUCGUUGGGAAGGACUACCCCCUGCCCAUGGUCGACCACUCGGAGGUGAGCCAGAGGAACCUGGCCCUCAUGCGGCAGGUUCGCAGUGAGCAGGAGAACACGGCCCAGCUGACCCGAGACUUGGCGGACGACCCCAUGGAGGUGGGCGUGAAGCGGGAGCACCAGGACGACCAGGGCAGCGUCACGCAGGACCACAGCGAGAAGCCAGAGAGGGCCAGCAAGCGCUUCAGCCCCGACAGCGACUGCAAGGCCCUGUCCUACAGCUGGGCCUCCGACGGCAUGCGCCUACCAGAGCUCAGCGGGGAGGUCAUGUGACCGUGCAGAAGUCACAUGACCCUCCCCCUCCCUCCCAACCACCCAGGGAAGGGCACCAGCCCCCAGCUGCUUCCACCACCAUUACCACACACCUGCAUGCCUCUCUCUACCUCUGCCCCUCGGCAGGGGGGGGAAACCCGAAUCACUGGCCGCUAAUGAACACAGACACGUUCAGGUGCCCAAAAAGAGGACAAACUGGCGGCUGGCCACCUUCUUCCAGAUAAUAAGCAAGUGCAAACAGGCUCAUCUGCCUGUAUCUAUGUAGCCCUCCACUGAAAACUCUCUUCCUCUGUCUUCGCAGUCUAAGAUGGGAUGCACAAGUUGCUGUAACAGGCAAACUACCUCUAAUUAUUGUCAACUGUGAACAGGCAGUAUCGCAGGUAGCAACGGACAGUCUUUUUUUUUUUUUUUUUUUUUUUUGAAGGACCACAACUUGAUGCAUCAACAGCUCAAUGCUUCCUGGUCCCAAGUAGUUUCCUCUCUUCCAGCCGAACUGUACAUUUCUGUGGAAGGAUUAGAGGUCCGCUUUGGUUCCUGUUUAGACUUGGGAUGAACUGAAAACAUAUACUGCUAACAAUUUGUAAUUAAUGUUGUGUUAAAAGCAAUGAUUCAGAUUCACUCCCAUAAUGGUGGAAUGCAAAGUCUCUGAGCGGGUGCUAAACUUCAAACAUGUGUUUUAGUGAUGGUACAUCCAUGUUUUAUGU